Acipenser ruthenus (sterlet) is the source of this 2668-nucleotide messenger RNA. RefSeq names its product 8-oxo-dGDP phosphatase NUDT18-like. Lineage: Eukaryota; Metazoa; Chordata; Actinopteri; Acipenseriformes; Acipenseridae. The transcript has 5 exons. Bases 80 to 1117 code for a protein of 345 amino acids. The record is from RefSeq and is a predicted model, not a curated record. Gene Ontology annotation, molecular function: magnesium ion binding; 8-oxo-dGDP phosphatase activity; 8-oxo-GDP phosphatase activity.
GCAGUAGUCGCCAAGAGAAUCGACAAGCACGGCUCUGAAGAAGAAAAAUUAUCAAGCCUUUUCAAAAGAAUUUUGACCUAUGACGUCUUUUCCCGUUCUGAACACGAGAUCUAAAAUGAACCUGCUUGCAGAGAAAUUGAUGGGCUCUGCUGAAGAUCAGGUGGACAAGAUUUUAAAAGGCGAGGCGAUCCAGGUAUCCGGCUUUGAUUCAUCUCCUGAAACAGUUCGAUCAGUCGCUAUAAGGAAAAAUGUCUGCUAUAUUGUCAGCGCAGUCAUCUUUAAUGAUAAGAAUGAGGUCCUGAUGAUGCAGGAGGCAAAGAGAGACUGCUAUAAGACGUGGUAUCUACCGGCCGGAAGAAUGGAAGAGAACGAGACCAUUGUAGAGGGGAUGAGGAGAGAGGUGAAGGAAGAGACUGGACUGGAGUGCGACCCUGUCACCCUUCUGCUCGUCGAGGAAAGCGGUCCUAGUUGGAUCAGAUUUACAUUUCUUGCAGAGGUGACAGGUGGCAGUAUAAAGACUACAGCAGAAGCUGACUCAGAAUCCCUUCAGGCUCAGUGGUGGGACAGAGUUUCUCCCCUUCCUCUGAGAGCCAAGGACAUCCUUCCUCUGAUUGAGGCUGGCGUUAAGUAUAAAGAGAGCCCUUGGUUUCCCCACACCCUGCCUGUGGAACUACCAUGCCCAGUCAUCUGCCAAAGAGUCAUGGUAGCAUAUGCUGAGUCCAACAACGACUUGUGGUUGAUGCUUGCCGCUGGGGAACGUGAGCACCUUCCAGUCACAGCAUCUGGUACCCCUCCCUCCGAGAGAUCACAUACGGUCGAAGAAGCUGUUUACAGGCUAGUGAAGGAAUGCAUGCAGCUCUCGCAAGUAAAGAUUAAAACCCUGGGUAUUCUAGGACUGCAGCAUCACGGAAAAAACCCAGGAAACACGGACGGGAUCUGUUUUAAUACACUGCUGUCUAUCGAACACAAUUCUACCAGCGAUGCAGGCGAUGGGCUUCCUCCAGUGUUGAACAAUGACAAGUUCCGCUGGUGGAAGGUAGACAAUGACAGUCUGAAAGACAAGAUCCUGCAAAGACUGGCUUCGCUUUCUGUUGUUCCUAUCCAUGCCUUAUUUUAAAACCGAAAUACUACUGACUCAAGAGAUCAACGGAAGAGAAAACACAGAUACAGCAUGCAAGAACUGAGCACCUAACUUCCAUUAAACUUUGCACUGUACUGUAUGUAAAAAAUGAAGCGAUUUCUACUUAACGAAGAGCUGGGGAACAGGGUUGUUUGCUAGGCUUUGCCUUAUAAGAAUGUAUUGUUAAUAAUCUCAGGUGCGGUUAGGGUUUAGGAGUAAUACUAUGUUUCUAUUGUCCACUGUCACCAUGCUUAGAUGCAUGUUAAAAUCUUACAUGAUAACCUGUGCUAAAGAAGGGACUGUAAAGAUAUUUUACUCACCUUCAUGUUUGAUCCAUGUGUGCUCAUUUAGCCUUUUUGCAUGCAAUUCUCACUAAAGUGAAACCCACUGGUUUGCAGAAUGGAGACUACUUCUCACAGUGGAAAUCACAUCCAGAAACUGAACGGAAGCAACACUUUGAAACAGGGUUCCUCCAGUCUGUGUGCUUUUUGCCUGUCUUUUUUUGUUAUGUGUUAAGAUUUUACCAGUCACAUACAAGGUGGUGGGAUUAAACAUUGUAAACACCUUUAUAAGAUUCUGGAUUACACAAGCAUAUUAAAAGCUUCACCAAACCUUUAUAGAUGUCAGUCCCAUCUAAUUGGGGAUAUGUGGUUUUGAACAACUUGUGUUGGUGAAAGCAAUAGUGUGCUAAAUGCAGCCCAUGACUCCAUAGUUAAAUGCUGUUUUCUAACCAAUUAUGCAUCAAAGGCCAGGGACCACAAACCCCUAGCUUUUCCAUUGGAAGAAAAUGCACUUGCAGGGCACAUAUCUGAGUACAUCUUCUAGAAAUGAUCCAUUAGUACAGCCUUGAUUUGUUGUUAAAAUCUUCUCCUGUAAAUGUGUUCCAUUUAGAAUAAUGCACUCUAAGUGAUAAAUCUGGACUAUAUGACGUUCUUUUGAGAUUUAAUUCCCAUAAAACAUGCUUUCAUACACCAUACCAAACCUCGUGAGUCGACAAGUUAACACUUUUUCAGCACAUACUGUAUCUUAAGACUGCAAGUCCAAAUGCUGGUAUGUUGCUGCAUAGUAGCGAUGGCUUCUUUCCAAACUAAAAGGACAAUUAUUUAAAUAAAAGAAGUUACAUUCUUCAAUAAAAGAAGAUAAAAUGUCACAGCAGUAUGACAAACAUAAAACAGGUUCACAUGGAAUACUAUGCAUCAUUUUUUCCACAAAUAAUACAAAUCUUUAAAAUAUUAAUGGAAAUCUUCCACAACUGCAGACAACAGAUGUAUUUUUAAAAUAAAUCACCUAUAUAUAUGUAAUACUGUGAUUACAUAAAUAUCAUAAAGUACUUAAAACAUGAAAAAAAAAAAACAGCAGUGUCAUACAUUAGCAUGGCUUAUCUACAACAAAGUUUUCAACAGACAUGGACGAUAACCACAGCACUUGGACCAGUAAAAUAACUCUCCUGUAAUUUGUGUCGGACAAGGGUGCACAUGUGUCUAUAUGUUCUUGCAUAGUCAAUGCAAAUCUGCAGCACUGUUUUUUUCCUGUAUACUUCAGUUUUCU